Dendronephthya gigantea is the source of this 1603-nucleotide messenger RNA. RefSeq names its product NCK-interacting protein with SH3 domain-like. Gene Ontology annotation, biological process: endocytosis. The transcript is spliced from 11 exons. Gene Ontology annotation, molecular function: Arp2/3 complex binding. NCBI's taxonomy places the organism in Eukaryota, Metazoa, Cnidaria, Anthozoa, Malacalcyonacea, Nephtheidae. The record is from RefSeq and is a predicted model, not a curated record. Bases 102 to 1463 code for a protein of 453 amino acids.
GCGCCCAAAGGAGUUAACUGAAAUUAAUUGAACAUCGCAGAGAAGUUCUCUCAAAGCAACUUAAGGAGAAAAAGCCAUCAACCAACAAACAGUCAUCAAAAAUGGGAGCAGCGUACUCAUCAGAGUACAACAUUCCCUUGCAACCAAACAGACCUGCCCCUGAACCUCCUGGGGGUAAUAAAAAGAGAAGGGCUCCAGAACCACCAAACGAAAGUAACAUUCCUUCAACAAUUGGAAGUGAACUUGUUGAACAGAUUCGAAUAAGUACAGGCCUUACUCAUGCAAAAAGUAUCACAGCAGUGGAGACAGUUCUUAUGCAUCUGCGUCACAGAGUUCCAACAAUCUCUAAUGAAGCUGAUUAUAUCUUAGAAUCUCUCUAUUACUCUCAGGAAAAUUCAUCUGAGGUGUCCGACGAAGAACUAUUAUCAACUCAUGAUGGCAAAUGUCUGCACGCUCUGGUGCAAGAACUCGUCAAAUGUAAAGACGACUCGCAACAACGCAGCUGGGCAGUGCAUGAAGACGAAGCUGUCAUUAUAAAAUGCUUAAAAGAUGUUCUGUCGAUACUGGAAGGUGCUAACAAACUUGUGUGUUUGGCUGUGAUUCGCCAAGACUCGUAUGAUGGUCUGAAUGCUUUGGUCGAGUACUAUCAAAUGGAAACCAGGGCAUCAAUACGCCAUAUUUUGCUGCAAGUAUUUUCGGGAUGUUGCAGUCUUGGACCAGAUGUCAUCUCACAGUUGCUCUGCACCAUUCUCCCUGUUGAACUCGCGAGGGAUAUGCAAACUGAUAUUAAAAAUCUUGAAAAGUUAGUGAAUUCGGCCAGACUAUGUACAAUGAUAUUCUCAACUGGUGAAGCCAUACCGUAUCAACAUUAUGAAUAUUUAAACAAACAGUUCGUGGAAUAUUUGGUGAACACCGUGGAAGAUCCACCAGUAAAUACAGACGACGACGAAGAAACUGUGGUAAAUGCUUUCGUGACGUUAAUUCUGUCCUUCAAUCUACAUUUUCAAGAUGUAGAGAAGAACAUUGUGAUGGAAGUAUUAUCUCACAGAACAACGUCUAAAAUAUUUACAGAGAAGCUCAUGUUACUUGUAAAUAGAGGAGAUGAUCCCAUAAACAUAUUUGGUUACUUCGACAAUCGCUGUCCGGAUUCGCUCUUAAAACUCUACGAAGAUAUUUUUUCGAGCGAGAAAACGUCUGGAUUAUUUUUCACCAAUGAUUUGAUGGUUUUAAUUGACAUCGUUUUACGUCAGGUGUCGGACCUUUCUCCAGGUGACGAGUGGAGAACGGAGUAUCUAUCCUUAUUGCACUGCAUUUUAAUGACCACCAAUUACUCGGAAUACAGACAUCGACAUAACGAGCUUGGUAUUUGUCUGCACAGAAUAAAUGAGGAAGAAGGACCUGAUGUAAAAAAAGAUCAACUUAUUGUAAAUGAAAUAUUUAAAAGCUUCUCAGGAAUCUUUUAAUGUCAGAACCAAUUAUUCAGGUGUUCUAUGAAGUAUAAACACAGAUUCAGAUGAAUUCUAUAAACCAAGGAUAUAUAAAUAUGAUAUAAAGAAUUGAAAUAUUUGAACAGAAAAGCAGAGAUUUUUCAUUAUAAUUUUGG